AAUACAGAAGACGUUUGUUUGAUAUGAUUCAGCCUACUCUGCAUACCCGCAGGAAAGAAUAGCGAAUUGAAUUUGAAUCCAUCUACGAAAGCGGGUUUCAACACAACGGAAACAUGAACCCCGCGAACGAAAGCGAUCAAACGUGCUUGCCGUGCUGUUGCUCGUCGUCGUGUUCGGAAGACGACGAAAACGGUUUCGAUGCCCUMAAUCCGGAGUUYUUGGCGGUGUGCGUGGGAUUUCUGACCGUUAUGGGAUCCCUCGUCGGAUACUACAUUCAACGAAAACGUGAACGAAAGGAGGAAAAGGAAGCCGAUCGGAAGGCCGCAAAUGAYCUGGAUCGACAGCAGGCUUUGGAACGAGUCAGAAAACAACUUAGCGUCUUUGUGGGUCCGUUGCAYCGGCACUGGAAAACACACAACACAAUUUUCGCACAAUUCCAAACAGUGAUGAAAAAUUUCARGAGUCAUUCGUGGAGGAAAGCAGCGCAAAAAGGGGGAAGAGCCUACUGGUUCAAGAUGUUUCCGCAGGAGGCUAUGGAAGCCUUCAGUUCCAAUCCAAUGUCUAAAGAAGCCAAACUUUUUCGCCACGUUGUCAAACGUCGCUCGCAACCAAUCUACACCCGCAUCAGAGAACUUGUCCUGUGCCAUUCUUCCGAUCUGGCUGACAUGCCGACCCAAGAAGAAUGGCUCGAAAAAUACUCAAGGGAAUCGGUCACGUCCCCUUACGUGGGUUCYGUCAACGUGAAUGUCAUUUUGGACACCUUCACGGUGUGGACGCUGGAAUUCGAUGACAUUAUCCAAUCAUGGGAGGAGAACGAUUUUAGCCGGAUGCAACCUAGCACAGAAGUUGCAUGGAUGAUCUGUAACGACCUUGUUGAUGCYUUGUACGAYACCGCSAAGUCGAAGGAAGCCAAGUACAACAAACACGUGAAGAUUCACCAAAACAAGGUGCAGAGAAGUUUGAUUGACCAAAUGAAAAAUGGUGAAUUCAUUGGGGAGGGGUCUGAUGCCGAAGAGCCCGACGAGGCCGACGAACCCGAUGAAAUACUCUUGGCUGUGGCCACGGGUGGCASCAGCUUCAUUGGGAGUAGGUGAUUCUCAUUGGAUUGAAGAAAAUUGAAAAUUAUUUUUCUGUCGCGGAAGAAAUAACACAUGGGAAUAUAUGAAGUGUAUUUAU
Pseudo-nitzschia multistriata is the source of this 1176-nucleotide messenger RNA. The record is from the annotation of a GenBank genome assembly. Lineage: Eukaryota; Bacillariophyta; Bacillariophyceae; Bacillariales; Bacillariaceae.